AUGAAAGUAUUGGAACAGACCUCCAAGUCUCAACGUCUUAUAGGUUACAUAACUCGAGACCUUUAUGACAAUGAAUCACUUACCUUGAUGCACAAAGUUUGUGUUCGACCACUCCUAGAAUACUGCACGUCUAUUCUUAGUAGUGUAUGCAUAAAGGAUAAAUUAGGGUUGCAAUCAGUACAGAGACGAUUCGCACUUCGAAUUCUUGGAACUAAUUGUACCCUGAGUUAUAAUCCCAGAUGUAAUAAACUUGGGCUCGUCUCUUUAUGGAAGAGGAGACUCGAACUAGAUCUUAUCUUUUUCUUCAAAAUACUUGAUAAACUAUCAUUUACAUCCAGUCAAGUAAUUCAAUAUGCAGAAACUUCUAAUCAUGACAUUCGUAACUCCUUGUCACCAGUGAAACAAACCCAUUCUAAAUCAUCUCUCUGUAUUAAUUACUUUACCUGUAAAUUUUCCAGACUCUGGAAUAAUCUACCACAAUCUAUUUGUAAGAUAAAAACAUUCUCAUCCUUUGUUCGCUGCAUUGAUGCAUACUGCUCCAUUGAAUAUGUAUUAAAUGUUCUAGCACUUGUAAUUUUAUCUUAUUCCACAAGUGAGAUUAUAGGAACUUUAAAUUUUUAG
This is a messenger RNA of Schistosoma haematobium, 621 nucleotides long. RefSeq lists its product as uncharacterized. NCBI's taxonomy places the organism in Eukaryota, Metazoa, Platyhelminthes, Trematoda, Strigeidida, Schistosomatidae. Bases 1 to 621 code for a protein of 206 amino acids. The transcript is spliced from 2 exons. The record is from RefSeq and is a predicted model, not a curated record.